UCUCCAGCACACGUCACCGCCAAAAUGGUUGUUCUUGCGGCGUCAAUCUGCACCCGAGGCGGGAAAGCUGUCCUCUCGAGGCAGUUCCGUGAGAUGCCCAGAUCUCGCAUCGAGGCUCUGCUGGCGUCGUUCCCCAAGCUGGCACACAGCGGCACCCAACACACCAUCGUCGAGCAGGACAACGUGCGAUUCGUCUACCAGCCGCUGGACGAGCUGUACAUGGUGCUCAUCACCAACCGCCAGUCCAACAUCCUCCAGGACAUCGAUUCCCUGCACCUGUUCGCCCAGGUCGUCUCCAGCACCUGCAAGACGCUAGACGAGAGGGAGAUUGUCCGCAAUGCCUACGAGCUUCUCAGCGCCUUCGACGAGCUGGUCACGCUGGGCUACAGGGAGAACCUGACCAUUAGCCAGAUCAGGACCUUCCUGGAGAUGGAGAGUCAUGAGGAGCGCAUUCAGGAGAUUAUUGCACGGAACAAGGAGCUCGAGGCUACAGAGGAGCGCAAACGAAAGGCGAAGCAGCUCGAAAUGCAGCGCAAGGAGUCCGCCAGAAGUGGCCGCCCUGCCGCUGCUCCGCGAACACCCGUCUACCCUACCUACACCCCUCCCUCUCAGCCAAGCGCAAGCGCAUUCGACUCAUACGAGGCCGAGAAGAACAAGACAUUCAAUAAACCAACCACGCUCAAGGCAAAGGGAAUGCAGCUGGGCAAGAAGUCCAAGACUACCGACAUUUUCGAAAAAGUACGAGGAGACCUUGGCGCCGGUGCCGACGAAGCUCCUCUCAUUACGCCGACACACGCUGCGGUAGCCGCCGAACCGGAGCCGCGGAUUUCGUCAACGCUGGACCGGGAUGCCAUCCAUGUUACGAUUGCCGAGACGAUAAGCGCCAAGCUGUCAAGAGAAGGUGCCGUCAACUCCAUCUCAGUCAAUGGAGAUCUCACGCUGCGGGUUUCAGAUCCCAGCCUCACAAAGAUCAAGCUCGGCCUGCACGCCGUCCCAUCACACGGCGCUCAGUUUAGGCCUCACCCCAAUGUCGACCGCAACCUCUUCAACAGCUCCAAGGUCAUCCAGAUGAGCAACACAGCUCGAGGUUUCCCCAUCAACCAAGGUGUCGGGCUCCUGCGAUGGAGGGCUACACCAAAAGCGGACGACGCAAGCGCAUGCCCCAUUACCUUUACUGUCUGGAUCAACAAGGAUUCCGACAAGUACAACAUUACGGUCGAGUACGAGCUGACGGGCGGUGAUGCCCUGCGGGAUGUAAGCGUUGUCAUUCCAUACCAGGGAAGCGAGCCGGUCGUUUCGAGCUUCGACGCCGCCUAUGAGGUGUCUGGAGACACACUAGAGUGGAACAUUGGCUCAGUCGAUGACGAGAAUGCCAACGGAUCGUUUGAGUUCGAAGCAGAGUCCAAUGACGAGAACGACUUCUUCCCCAUGACUGUCCGUUUCAACAAGUCAACGCCGUUUGUGGAUGUCGAUGUCACGUCUGUUUCACUGAUCGAGGAGAAUGAGGAAGUGACUUUCUCCAAGGACGUAAAGUCCGCAGCAGACAAUUAUCUGAUUGAGUAG
Trichoderma reesei QM6a is the source of this 1563-nucleotide messenger RNA. RefSeq names its product coatomer complex, delta subunit. The record is from RefSeq and is a predicted model, not a curated record. Gene Ontology annotation, biological process: Golgi localization; retrograde vesicle-mediated transport, Golgi to endoplasmic reticulum; endoplasmic reticulum to Golgi vesicle-mediated transport. Gene Ontology annotation, cellular component: COPI vesicle coat; cytosol. Bases 25 to 1563 code for a protein of 512 amino acids. NCBI's taxonomy places the organism in Eukaryota, Fungi, Ascomycota, Sordariomycetes, Hypocreales, Hypocreaceae. The transcript is spliced from 5 exons.